AUGGGAAAUCUGCACAGCGUUUCUAUAAAUCUGGAAAAAUACCCUGGAGCGGAGGGAGUCAUUAACGUUCCAGAGGGGUAUGAAAAAGUCUACAUAUCCGGUCCUAAAGUAGUUUGCGUCUCGGAACAAGUGUUGGAUGAUCUUCCUGGGUACGUUGAGGUUUGCCAUAGGAUAGUUGAAAAGUGCAGAAUUGUCAGUGUCUAUCUGAAGGAAAGACUUUAUGGACUUGAUAUUUCAGAAGGGCACGAUUUUAUCCAUGUCUACUACUGGGCGGGUGACCAUUGCCGCGAGAGACCUCUGAUUAUCCAAACCUGUGAAAAGACUUCUGACACGUACUAUUGCAGUCUUGACGGAAUAUAUUGGACCAAAGAACUGAGUGAAAAAAUCUCACAAAAUCUCUUGGGUUAUCUUGAUAAACUCAACUGCAAAUUGUACAAUGCUCACAUUGUAGACCUCUUGAGGAAGAAACCCGGAACCUACAAAUGCUUUUCAUCUUGUAACAGGAUUAUGGUGAUCUCGUUUAAUACUCAAUGCUACCUUUUUUGUCAACAAGUUAUAGAAAGUUCCAUAACUAGGUUUGAAAAUGAAAAUAAAUCACAGAAGGGAUUACCAUUUCCAAAGAAGGUGAAUUAUGUAUAUGUAUAUUUUGACCUCCAAAAAUGUGAGAUGCCACUUCUCAUUUGCAUAGACCCUCUUAACAUGGAAAAUAAGUGGCAAGGAUACACAGGCUGUAAAUGGUACCAAAGAGAUAAGGUAGAUACUAAUGCUUGGAUACAAGUUAAUAAUAAACCGACAAGUCCAAAUGACUCCACUAGGAUACUGGAAAUUCUCAAGGAAUAUCUUCCAAAUAUCCUGUCAAAAAUAGAACACGUUCAAAGAGCAGAGAAAUCUUCCAAUCUGGAGACUACUCCAGUGAUUAAUCCAGAUUUCACCCUUGAUAUUGCUCAUCUUCCUCAUCUUAAAUUUAAAGAUCCUGAGGAAAAUUUAGAUAUACCAGGAUAUUCUUAUCCUCUGGACUAUAGAGAUAUUUAUCCAUCUUCGAUACCCGAUGAGAGAUCUUCUGGUGACAAGAUAGUAACGCAAACAGAUGUGAUUUUAGAUAUUCCGGAAUUAUGUGAAACAUCGGCUGAAGAUCCAGUUUUUCCAAUGGAUACAACUCUAGGAUCUGUUACUCCAUAUGAAUCUUGGACAGAGAACUUUGAAGUAGUUUUAUGUGAUAGGAGUUCCCCGGAUCACAAAGUUACCGUUGAUUUUGGACAAAAUGAUUCCUUUGAAGCAUUUAAUGAUGAAAAAAUACAUAAACCAGUAGAAGUAGUUUUAGAUCCUCAUACUCCCUUGGAGUUUGAGGGAUUUGAGAUAGAUCUACGUACUAAAAAUUCUCCGGAUAAUGCGGCUAUCGUUGAUUAUAAUCUGACUAAUAUUAAUGGAGAUGAUUUGGUGGCAGGGAUCUACACAAGACCUAUGGAAGAUGGAGAAACUUUCCCUAAUGUUGGAAUUACGAAUAUCGUAUUUUCUGAUUCAUCUUCAGACCUAUCAAGUCCCCAAGAAGUGGGUGAAAAUACUACUCCUGUUACUAUAACUGUACCGUAUAUAGACCAAAGUGGAGGACAAUAUAGUUCACCUGGGCUAGGAGGAGAAUCCUGGAUGAACAACAUUUAUAGAGGAUAUUCUGGUUCGCCUUUUAUCAUUUAUGGUGGAGAUUUCGUCGUUUAUGAUGCAGCAGGAUAUGAAGAGUAUAGAGUUACUGCCCCUGGUGUUGAAAUAAUUGAAGAAUCUCCAUCCUAUAACACGUCAACAGGAAAUGAGAGACAACCUAUUUGUGUAGAGAUGGAAGCCCCUAUAUACACAAAAUCUGGAAAUCUAGAUAGAACACUCUCUGGAUCUGGCGAGGGGCAUUCAGAUAAUUUUGAAUUAAGCUAUAAUACUUCGUCGAACAUUACGUAUGGUGCUAGCGCUAUUAUUGACGAAGAUUACGGUACAGGGGGACAUGUUAUACAUGGAAAUGCUGAUCCUAUUUUGGAACUUAUUGAAUCAUCACCCUAUGACUCAUUGUCCGGAACAAAUGCAUUAAAUGUGACUGAAGAAGAAAAUUCUCCUCCAGUUUUGGAUAUACAUCCUUCUACAAACAAGUACAAAGUCACGAGAGAAAAGGCAUUGUAUGGAUCAGAAGGAGGAUCUUCACAUGAUAUUAAUCUGGAAUAUGCUAAUUCUUUAUCUGAAGUUAUGACUAGAAAUAGUAUUUUUGAGGAGAUUUACGAUACAGCGGAAUAUAAGGAACACGGAUAUGUUUCUUCUAUAGCAGAAAUAGAGGAGAUAUCUUCUACAUCAUGUGAUUUAUAUGGCACCUCAGAUGAUGAAUGCUCCACAUCAUUUACAGAUUUUGAAUCCAAAAACAUACGGAUAGAAUCUGGAGAGAAUAACCUAGGUAAUUCGCCUCAAGCCGGAAAACUAUCUGGACUGUAUGGAGAGUCUUCGUAUUCAACCGUUCAUUUCAAUGAUUACCAGAUCGAUUUUUAUUCAUAUGGAAAUGAUAUAAUCUUAGGUAGUCAUAGCCCGAUCUAUUCCACUGAUGGAAUGGAAAAAAAAUCCCUAUUCUGUUGA
Messenger RNA from Theileria equi strain WA, 2601 nucleotides. RefSeq lists its product as hypothetical. The transcript has a single exon. The record is from RefSeq and is a predicted model, not a curated record. The coding region runs from base 1 to 2601 and encodes 866 amino acids. Lineage: Eukaryota; Apicomplexa; Aconoidasida; Piroplasmida; Theileriidae.